AUGAUGUCAGCUGAAAACUUCCGGGUGAGCUUCUCUACUUUUGGAUGGGCAAUGCGAAUGAACAAAUCCUUGUCUGUGAAUCCCUAUUUUGUUUUCCUCGAUCAAUUUCGAAGUAACCUUCAAAGGCGCGGCAUUCACCACCUGAAACCGAUUGACGUGGCCAAAAUUGGUGGCAGAAAGUGGCGAGAAAUGACGCCGGCUCAGAAGUCUGUUUUUAUUGAAAUAGCUCAGAUAAAUCGCUCUAGGAUUAGGAAACGUACACGCCCAAGGCUUCCAGUUGGAGGUGCUAAGAGGUGCCGCAUUAAAAGGACUCACAAGAUGUCCAAAUCGGAUAGUUAAUCCCUGUGGGCCUUUUACAACACUUUGAUUACUGCGUACAGCUGUUUUCUUGGCGUUUAUCCAUACUGGCAUUAUUUGUGGUGUGUACAAAAGAGCAAUUUUACGGAAAUAAAGCA
This is a messenger RNA of Drosophila rhopaloa, 455 nucleotides long. RefSeq lists its product as uncharacterized. The transcript has 2 exons. The record is from RefSeq and is a predicted model, not a curated record. The coding region runs from base 1 to 339 and encodes 112 amino acids. Lineage: Eukaryota; Metazoa; Arthropoda; Insecta; Diptera; Drosophilidae.